Messenger RNA from Botrytis deweyae, 1809 nucleotides. RefSeq lists its product as uncharacterized. Lineage: Eukaryota; Fungi; Ascomycota; Leotiomycetes; Helotiales; Sclerotiniaceae. Gene Ontology annotation, molecular function: metalloaminopeptidase activity; manganese ion binding. The transcript has 3 exons. The record is from RefSeq and is a predicted model, not a curated record. Gene Ontology annotation, cellular component: mitochondrion. Bases 142 to 1680 code for a protein of 512 amino acids.
GGAACUAGAACAUGACAUAACGAAAUACUAAGGUUGAGUCGCAGAAAAUAAUAUAUAUUAUCUUCCUCUUGUAUACUUACACAGUACAAGGAAAGACUCGAGAACCUCAAUCCCGUCAGCGGUCAAUUGCUAAUCUCUAUCAUGAAGUGUGGUAGAAGAACAAGAGCACUGUUCCAGCAAUUGGAAGGGACCAGUAGGAGGAGAGGAAUAUCAUCUUCAUCAAUAAUAUCUUCAAGACCUCGAUGUCAAGCUCAAGUAUCGUCUGCAGCAACAAGAUGUCACACAACACAUCAACCAAGAAGGACGUAUGCUUCCAUAUCAGCUUCAGAACUUCAAUUUGGUCAACCGGUUCAUGAAACCCAUCCGCAUUUACUUAAUGCUGGAGAAGUCACUCCAGGUAUCUCGGCGCAAGAAUAUGCGGAUCGACGAGCAGAUUUCGCUGCAAAACUUCCUCCAAAUUCAAUCGCCAUCUUAAGAGGGGCAGAUAUCAAAUAUAGGUCUGGCGCCGUAUUUCAUGAAUUUCACCAGCAAUCAAAUUUCUUCUAUCUUACUGGAUUUAAUGAACCGGAGGCAAUUGCAGUAAUACAGAGAUUGGAGUCUUCAGAAUUUAUAUUUCAUCUAUUUGUUAGACCUAAAGACCCGCAGGCAGAACUUUGGGAUGGUGCUAGAUCUGGGGAACAAGCUGCCUUGGAUGUUUUUAAUGCAGAUGAAUCUGGAGAUGUCAACCAGGCAGCUUCACAUCUAAGGCCACUUAUUGAGGGAGCUAGUGAAAUAUAUAUGGAUGUCAAAGAAUCUUUCCUUGGGGGUACUCUGGACUCGAUCCAAGGUGUAAUGAAACAAAAGGAUCUUAUGCAACUAUUCCGCGAUGCUAAAGCAAAAAAAUCGAAACCAAUUGGGCCGUUGAUAAAUGAAUUAAGGGCGAUCAAAAGUGACGCCGAAAUCGAAAAUAUGCGGAAAGCAGGUAGAAUCUCCGGCAGAUCUUUUACAAAUGCUAUGCGGAAACGAUGGACUGAAGAGAAACAUCUUGGCGCAUUUCUUGACUUUGAUUUUAAAAUCGGAGGUUGUGAGAAGAAUGCUUAUGUGCCAGUCAUUGGAGGUGGAAGAAAUGCCCAGAGCAUACAUUACGUUUCCAACAACGAUGUACUACGAGAUGGCGAGCUUGUCCUGGUAGACGCCGGUGGACAAUAUGGUGGAUAUAUUACGGAUAUCACUCGGACAUGGCCCAUCAAUGGCAAAUUCACAGAUGCCCAGAAAGAUCUCUACGAAGCACUUUUAAGGGUACAACGAAGUAGUGUUGCGCUAUGCAGGGAGAGUUCAAACAUGACUUUGGAUAAAAUCCAUGCAGUUACCAGAAAUGGUCUCACAGAUCAAUUGAAACAACUAGGAUUCGAUAUGUCUGGAAAUGCUAUCGAUACCUUGUUUCCACAUCACGUCGGCCAUUAUAUUGGACUUGAUGUUCACGACACUCCAGGAUACUCUCGAAGUAAUCUUCUCAGGGAAGGACAUUGUAUUACGAUCGAGCCGGGAAUUUAUGUACCAAAUGAUGAGCGCUGGCCAGCUCAUUUUAGGGGCAUGGGUAUCAGAAUUGAGGAUAGCGUUUGUAUACAGGAGGAUUCACCUCUAGUACUAACUACCGAGGCCGUGAAGGAGGUUGUAGAUAUCGAAGCUUUACGCGGUUAAACGAAGGGGGAUAAAUGAAUUGUAUGAUAAUGAUGUAUACCACUCCGAGCAAAAAAGUAUAAAUGUAUAUAUAUAUACCCACAAAUCAAUCGAGAUUGAUAACGUCCGAAUAGAUGCUGAGUACUUUAC